AACAGCAGGAUUGAUAAAUGUGAAGUAUUUACAGGAAAUCGAUUGGCCUUUAUCGCGACUACUCCCCGAGUCCGACUACUUGUACCACCUGACUGAUAAGCGGAUACAAUGGCCGAUAUAUUGAUAUAGCUCAUCGGGACACACACCUUGAGAAACAGUUUUGUUCGAGAACGAAGUCUGACACCUAGAUGGCCCGCUGACUGUCCUGUAGCUGUCCACGUCUCCUUCAGGACAAACUGCAAUACACAUAUGUGUACAUGAAUAACAAAGACGAAGAUGCCUUCACACGGACUUAUAUUCGUAUUUGUUGUAUUGAUUAUAGAUUCGGUCCACUUACAGAUGUUUCCUCCUAAAUUUCCCCCAAAUGUCUUCAAAAUCAUGCCUGAGGACUACGCAAACGGUUCCCUGAUCAAAUCUUUUAAUGUCACCGACCAAGAUAGUGCCAGCAUAACGCUGGGGAUAUUUGAUGAUUUUACACGACAAAGCGUUUACCUUAACCAGACCAAUAUUGUUAGGUCCAGAAGUUCCUGGGUCGUGACAGGCCAUAUAUACCUCAUCAAUCCUGACAGUUUCGAUUUCGACAGGGGUAAUAGAGAAGUGAAGCUGGCAUUCACAGCAUCUGAUGGAGACGGCAACACGGUAAUACACGCCAAACAACUUUCCUCGUAA
Molecule: messenger RNA, 669 nt
Organism: Mizuhopecten yessoensis (Yesso scallop)
Lineage: Eukaryota; Metazoa; Mollusca; Bivalvia; Pectinida; Pectinidae
Exons: 5
Coding region: 277-669 (130 amino acids)
Source: RefSeq, a predicted model, not a curated record